GAAUUAUGAAAAAUCCUUUUUUUAUAUUGUGUUACAUACAGUUUGCUUGUUAUAUCCUAGUCGAUCAAAAAGUAAUCCGAACAGUUUUAUCUCCUUUAUUUCUGCUUAGAUUUUCAAGACUUUUUAUCGUUCUUGAUUUUCGAGUACCUUGAAAAGUUUUAGCAGGCAACACUGCGAGAGACCCGCAGGGUCUCAAAAAGGGACUCAACACAAUUUAACCGGAAGUCAGUUGGUCUCUCAAAGUGUCUCAAUCGUAAAAAUCGAAAAUAACAACAAAACUUAAAAACAUUACGCAUCUUUGUCGCUUGAAUAUGAAUUUUUUUGAAGAACUACCAAAAAUAGAACUGCACGCCCAUCUCAAUGGAUCGCUCAGUAAUAGAACGCUGCAGGAGCUUCGAAAACUGAAGUAUGGAACUAACGAAAAUGGGUCGCCCGAGGAUUCCGGCUUCUAUAGGAUUGACCAUGGUCACAGUAUGGACUUGAGAUCAUGCUUCCAGAAAUUUAAAUACGCGCACGAUUUAACGGAUCAACCGGACCUCCUGGCAUACGCAACCCAGGCAGUGAUCGAGGAUUUCGCCAACGAUCAGGUAAUCUACCUGGAGUUGCGCACUAGUCCGAAAGCAAAUCAGGGCAUGUCGAAGCACGACUAUUUAUUAACGGUUUUACAAACAAUAAGAAAAGUAAAAGAUACAAUUCCAUCGAUCACGGUGAAAUUGCUCCCUUCGAUUGAUCGCUCAAAAGGUAUUGCUGAAGCGAACGAAACUAUCGACCUAGUCUUGUCCCUUCAUCAAACCUUUUCGGACAUCAUAGUCGGGGUGGACCUCAGUGGUCCACCUUAUGGGACAAAAUUUUCCGACUUCGUUCCCGUUUUAAAACGGGCUAAAGAAAAGGAUCUCAAGAUGGCCCUUCACUGUGGGGAGUUCGAGGAUGAUGGCGAAGUUCGGGAAAUGUUUGAAUUUGGCACCGAUAGAAUCGGACAUGGUACCUUCAUAGAGGGAGAUACUUUGAAGUUUGCCAAGGAACAUCGAAUCCCGUUCGAGUGCUGCCUCACUAGCAACGUGAAAUGCGCGACGGUUGGUUCCUAUCGAGAGCAUCACUUCAAAAAGCUGUGGGAUGCCGGACAUGAGGUUUGCAUUUGUACUGACGACUUUGGAGUUUUCGACACAACGCUGUCUCGGGAGCUUGCCAUUUGCAGCGAAACGUUCGAGCUGAGUCAAGAGGAAAUUUUUGGACUUCAGGUUCGAGCCAUCGAAUACGCAUUUGCCAGCGAAAACGAGCGCUCGCGUCUCAUGAACGUUCUCAAUCGUUUCAAAAAUGACAGGAUGCCUUGUUAGUUCACUAUUUUAAUGAUUACAGCUUUCAGAUUUGGUUUACACUUUAUACAGGUUUAGUUUUUUCUCUCCUUUCUAUUUCACUACGAAACUCCCACCAGCGCUCACAAAUUUGCUGUAAAAGCAUGUUCACGUGGAUUUAUUUGUGCUUCAGUUUGUCCUUUCUAUUGGUUUGAUAAUUUCGAACUUACCCGUUCUAUUUUUUUCCCAAAAGCAUUCCUCAAUGUUUUCUUUAGCAAUAGUCUCCAAGACAACUUGCUUUAACGGUUCUUUUUUAUACUUUAAACAUAAACAUAACGAGCACAUUUUCACAUUGUAAGCUAUGAACUUUUGAUAUUUUACAUACUAUUGUUAAUUAAUAAGGUGAACAAACACAAAUUUUCAGUGUGCCACUUGGUUUGUUGACUUUUUGGCUUCGACCUGCAACUUAACUUUUUUUUUUCAAAUGUAUUUCAUGUGCCAUUCUGAUCGAGAACUGUCUAUUGCACAAGCUUAUUGAUAUUUGCUCCUAUGGAUUUCUAUAGGCUCGUUAUGGAUUUCUAUUAUGGUUCCUAAAAGGGA
Uranotaenia lowii is the source of this 1892-nucleotide messenger RNA. It is a transcript of the gene Ada, whose product is annotated as adenosine deaminase-like protein. Bases 312 to 1334 code for a protein of 340 amino acids. The transcript has 5 exons. Gene Ontology annotation, biological process: adenosine catabolic process; inosine biosynthetic process. The record is from RefSeq and is a predicted model, not a curated record. Gene Ontology annotation, molecular function: adenosine deaminase activity. Lineage: Eukaryota; Metazoa; Arthropoda; Insecta; Diptera; Culicidae.